Messenger RNA from Mangifera indica (mango), 2704 nucleotides. Its product is annotated as synaptotagmin-3. Gene Ontology annotation, molecular function: lipid binding. NCBI's taxonomy places the organism in Eukaryota, Viridiplantae, Streptophyta, Magnoliopsida, Sapindales, Anacardiaceae. The record is from RefSeq and is a predicted model, not a curated record. The transcript has 10 exons. Bases 323 to 2338 code for a protein of 671 amino acids.
GGGAAUUUCAAACCCAGCCAGCUUAGAUGGUGAGUUUUGAAAUUUUUUCGAAAUCCGCGCCCGUUCCGACCCACGUGAAAAUUGCUCCAAACUCCAAACACACAGGACUUAAUCCUCGUGUUUUGGAGAGGCCUUCUCCAAAUCACUUCGUCGCACAUCUGCGCUUCUUCUCAUUCUAUUAUUUCUUGCUUUCUUCUAUCACGAUUUCCAUUUUUAUGGACUUUUCAAUUUCUCUUACAAUUCUCUAGAAACUAAAGAAAAAAUGUGUACAAUGUUACUAUCUCAAUUGAGAAGGAGGCUUUGAUUUUGUUUAAAUUGAUAAAUGAUUCUGCUGUCGUCUUCUUCUUCUCCUGCGAGUUUCAAUAUCUCGCAGAAGGCUAUUGGUAUGUCACAGCUUUGGCCAUGUCAAACUUCUACUCAUCAAAAUCUAAACUUUCCUUUCUUCAAACAAAGAAGGAAAAAUAAUUGCUCCAGAAUAUUCAGUUUUCGCGCCUGUUUUAUCCCCGCCGAAAGCGGGAACGGUAGUUUGAGCCUUGGAUUCGCCGAUUCAAUGAGACGAGUCACUAGGAACAAUGUGGCUAAGCAAAUUUCAAACGAAUUGGAGACGGAAGAAUCUUCCUCAACGAUCCAAAUGGGUUCAAAUUACGCCAUUAUUCAAGAAGAUCCUAUUGUGAAUAAACUGAGAACUCAAUUAGGAGUAAUACAUCCAAUACCAUCGCCUGCAAUUAAUCGAAACGUUUUCGGCUUAUUUGUUUUCUUUUUCUUUGUUGGGGUAAUUUUCGAUAAAGUAUGGACUUCAAGCAAGAGAAACAGCAAACUGAGGAAUGCUGGGAAGCUACGUGGAGGGGCAUGGCCUCAGGUUCCUACUAGUUUAUCGUUGUUCUUGGAGAAGGAUUUGAAGAGAAAAGAGUCGGUGGAAUGGGUGAACAUGGUGUUGGGAAAGUUGUGGAAGGUUUAUAGAGGUGGAAUUGAGAAUUGGAUAAUUGGGUUGUUACAACCACUUAUUGAUGAUUUGAAGAAGCCUGAUUAUGUUGAAAGAGUUGAGAUUAAGCAGUUUUCAUUAGGAGAUGAGCCACUGUCUGUCAGAAAUGUUGAGCGUAGGACUUCACGUCGAGUUAAUGAUUUACAGUACCAAAUAGGCCUUCGUUAUACGGGUGGUGCUCGCAUGCUGUUAAUGCUCUCUCUAAAAUUUGGUAUUAUCCCCAUUGCUGUGCCUGUUGGUGUGCGGGAUUUUGACAUUGAUGGGGAACUAUGGGUUAAACUGCGAUUGAUACCAACAGAGCCUUGGGUGGGAGCUGUUUCAUGGGCUUUUGUUUCACUUCCCAAGAUCAAAUUUGAGUUGUCUCUUUUCCGCUUCUCUAAUUUAAUGGCAAUUCCUGUUCUGUCAAUGUUUCUGACUAAACUUUUCACAGAAGAUUUGCCUCAAUUGUUUGUACGUCCAAAGAAGAUUUUUUUAGAUUUCCAGGAAGGAAAAGCAGUUGGCCCUGUAGCUAAUGAUUUCAAAUCAGGAGAAGUACAAGAAGGGAACAAGGAUUUUGUUGGAGAACUAUCAGUGACCCUUGUAGAUGCUCGAAAACUUUUUUAUGUUUAUGGCAAAACAGAUCCAUAUGUUGUUCUGAGCUUGGGGGAUCAAAUUAUACGUAGUAAAAAGAACAGUCAAACAACUGUCACUGGGCCACCUGGGGAGCCAAUAUGGAAUCAAGAUUUUCAUUUGCUUGUUGCAGACCCUAGAAAACAAAAAUUAUACAUCCAAGUAAAGGAUUCUCUUGGUUUUACAAAUUUGACAAUUGGUACAGGAGAGGUUGAUCUGGGCUCUCUUCAAGACACUGUGCCUACAGACAGAAUUGUUGUUCUGCGAGGAGGUUGGGGAUUGUUCAGCAGGGGGUCUUCUGGAGAGUUAUUACUUCGACUUACAUAUAAAGCAUACGUCGAGGAUGAAGAAGAUGACACAACUGGAGCAGAAUCCAUUGAUGCAGAUGAUUCAGAUGAUGAUGAGUUGUCUAAUUCUGUUGAUUUAGAGGCUUCUCAUGUACUAGGUGAAAGAGAUUUUUCAAAUGAAACCAAUAAGGAGUCAUUUAUGGAUGUUUUAGCCGCUUUAAUUGUGAGUGAGGAAUUUCAAGGAAUAGUCUCAUCUGAAAGUGGAAAUAACAAAAGUUUGGAAGAUGUCUCAAGUAAAGGGUCUACAAUAUUGAGAUCACGUGGUCCUAAUGCUGAAUCUUUGACAUCAGAUUCAGAUGUGACUUCCGGAGGAUCGACCCUUUUUUGGUUUGCUGUAGUAACAAGUAUAUUAGUGCUAAUUGCUAUCAAUACGAGUGGCGCAAGUUUCUUCAACCCUUGAAAUGACUUGUCAGAACUUGCUUCUUGCACCGUAUGACCAAUGGCUUGCUGAAAAAUUACUCGGAGACUUCAGUCAUUUUGUGAUGCAACCCAUGGUUGACAGCUUAGAAAUUUCAUCUCAAGGUUUGGUAACAGUAUAAGCCGAGUAGUCAUAAGAGAUGGCUGACAUUGUGGAUUGGAUUCUAUUUUUUGUUGUGCAUUUUUUUAACUUUAGGCAGAGGAAUGUAUAUGGGCGGCUGAGUUGUUUUUAGGGUCAAAUCCCAGGAAUUUUUGGCUUCUUGUUUAUCCAAGCCAUUAAAUUUGCAUUGUUUGUUCAUAUGAAAUGUGUAAUAAUAGUUUUUCAUUUCUUUUCUCCUUACAAACAAAA